AUGGCUCCCUCAGCAACAGAAGUCGAAGCCACAACCACCAUCCCCGUCCACCCAGGCAAGCAAGCAGCCACUUCUGCAAAGCCAUGGGUGAAGUCAACUGGUGCUUUGGACCAAUAUGAGCAUAUCGAAGUCACUCCAAUCAUUGGACGAGAGUACCCACACGUGAACCUCGUCUCUCUUCUCCAAGCAUCCAACUCCGAAGAACUCCUCCGAGAACUCUCACUCAUCAUCUCCCAACGCGGCGUAGUCUUCUUCCGCUCCCAAAACAACCUCACCGCGGACCUCCAAAAAGAACUAAUCCAAAAACUCGGCCUUGCCUCCGGGAAACCAUCCACUUCCGGUCUACACAUCCACCCAAUCCUCAACUCCGAGCGAGAAGGUUACCGUGUGAACGAUCCCGAAAUUUCCACCAUUGACUCGGAGCUCAACAAGAAACUCUACACCAACAACACUCGUCUUAAGCUCUCCACCGAGAAGCGCCAGAAUGCCGGUGGCUGGCACAGCGAUAUUGCAUUCGAACCCGUUCCGGCGGAUUACUCGAGCUUGAGACUCGUUAACCUGCCAAAGACUGGGGGAGAUACGCUGUGGGCAAGUGGAUAUGAGAUCUACGACCGCAUCUCUGCUCCGUAUCAGAAGUUUCUCGAGGGUUUGACUGCUACGUUUAGCCAACCAGGCUUCAUCGAAGCAGCUGAGAAAGGUGGAUUCAAGAUCUACGAAGGCGAGCGUGGUUCCCCAUUGAAUGUCGGGAAAGAGUUAACAGCCGUUCAUCCUGUUGUGAGAACUAACCCUGUUACGGGCUGGAAGAGCAUUUUCCCUGUCGGAGGCCACAUUUCGCAUAUCAAUGAUGUGACGAAGGAAGAGAGUGCAGCGCUGUUGAAGUGGUUUAAUCGCUUGUUGAUUGAUAACCAUGAUUUGCAGGUUCGGUUCAAAUGGCAGAAUUCGAACGAUGUGGCGAUCUGGGAUAAUAGGAGUGUGUUUCAUACCGCGACGUAUGAUAUUGAGGGGCAGGGUGAGAGGUAUGGGGUCAGGACUGUGAGUAUUGGGGAGAAGCCUUUCUUUGAUGCUGAGAGUAAGAGUCGUCAUGAGGAGUUGGCUGUUGCUGCUUGA
Messenger RNA from Mollisia scopiformis, 1107 nucleotides. Its product is annotated as taurine catabolism dioxygenase. Lineage: Eukaryota; Fungi; Ascomycota; Leotiomycetes; Helotiales; Mollisiaceae. Gene Ontology annotation, cellular component: cytoplasm. Bases 1 to 1107 code for a protein of 368 amino acids. The record is from RefSeq and is a predicted model, not a curated record. The transcript has 2 exons. Gene Ontology annotation, molecular function: 2-oxoglutarate-dependent dioxygenase activity.